AUGCCCCUCCAGAAGUCCUUCUCCGAGCAGAACGGCUCAUCGAGGAAUCGCAGCAACUGGCACCGUUCAAAGAGCCAUACUGGUGUCAACACGUCGACCCGCCCUCCUCCACCUGCAAAACCACUCGAACCCGUCUCCGAGACCAGCAGGAACAAACUACAUGCGUUCGAAUACCGCCCACCCGCGAGGGACGUCGAGCCUGCCGACGAGCAUGUAGAGACUGCUGCUACCAAGAAGAACGCCUCCGACCUGGAUCCAGCCAAGACGUCCGCCGUUCCGCCCCGACAUGUUGACCAGACGGCCAUGACGCCAGUUGCCAAGUUGGCAUGGCAAGACCUUAUAGGCAUGCGCGAUGCCGAGGAAGAAGAGGAAGACACCAGCCCGAGCGAGCGCAUCUUGUGGGAGACGAAACGAGAAGAUGGCCAGACCAUAUCACCAUCCAUGAUGACCCGCAAGCGGAAGCGAGCACGCAGCUCCUCGCCCGUCUCCUCCCCCCUGAGCCAUUCAAAACCGACAACCCCCGCAGUGAAUCUGAAGAAGCUGGCACAGGCCGCCAAAUCUUCACAUGCCGACCCGGCCCUCGAACUGUGGGAUCGCUUCACCCUCAGUGGCUCCACAUCGGUGACCCCUAGGGGAGGUGCCAACCCGGCCCUGGCCCAGAUCAUGGUGUCGUCCUCGCCACAGCCCUCAAGAGUACUGUCUGGAGGAACCAAGGCGCCCGGUACACCGUCGGGAAGCGGCCUGAGGCGAGCAAUCAGUUGUGGCGCGAAUUGGCCUAAGCGCAGGCGAGGAGAUCGUCCGGAUACUGCAACGCCACUGGCGCCUAUACAGGAUCAGAGCCCAAGCGAAGGGACAAAGUCUUCCAUGGUGAACGCGUUAUUACGGAGUGUCAAUGGCGAAAUUAACAGGUCGAAAGCCAUCCAGAAUCGGCAGGAGUCAAUGAGGUCUCCAUCACCCAAAAAGCAAUCCAAGUACUCCCCAGGACUACACGAAUCGCCUACAAGAAAAGUAGUGCCACCGAGGCCACCACCGCCGCUAUUCAAGUCUCCACCAAAGGUCAAUUUGUCGCACAACCCCACAGCACAUGUCCCAGCCUUGCAUGACGGGGAUUCAUCUGACUAUGGCGAGGAUGACUUUGACGAUAAUGCUCUUAUGGAACUUGACGCGACUUUGGCACCGCCUGACGAGAGUACGAGUUCAGCGGCACGCGCACCAGAUACGAUUAUCACACAACCGGAUCGCGUCUUAGGAAACCCUCCCAAUUCAGAUGACGAUGAGUUUGGUGAAUUAGAUGACGAUGUAUUUGCUGCAGCGGAGGACUUGAUUGCUGGCAUUGAUUUAAGCCAUAGCUCUCUUGGUCGCUCGGGGGGGGCAGCAGACCGGCCUGUAGACACAGGCCUGAAGGCUGUAUCGGGUAAUCAAGCACAAGACUCGGGUGAUGACGCAUUUGAGGACGAUUUUGGGGACGACUUUGACUUCGAGGCCGCUGAAAUCUCGGCCACACAGACAGCUAGGCAGAUGAGUAGUGCCAGCGGCGCCCUGCCUCCUGCAUCACAUAAGCCUAGAGCGAUCCAACGAUACCUAGUGACCAAGGUCCUGCAGAGCGAGUUUCUGGAUGAUAAUGGGAGAUCGUUUUCAGAAAAGAUCCUGUUUAUCCAGGUUGAUCGAAGUAAUGUAAUGAAGACUAUCCAUCUUCGGGGCGACUGGGUCGAAACGCCUGUCAGCGAUAAAGCUUUCGUGCAUGUCAUCGGCGUCUUCGAACCAACGGGACAAUGCAUAAUCGAUAAUAACCACAAUAUCCUUAUUCUGCAUCCCGACCAGUUGAUAUCAGCAACGGUUGUAGCGGAUAGCUUCACUUGCAUGCGGCGGGCUGUGCUCCAGGACCGUGUCAAGGCAACUAGCGAGGCUUCCGCACCAUUAGUCUACGGCACUUUGUUACAUGAGAUAUUCCAGGAGGCAAUGAUGACCAAUGACUGGAGCAUGUCGUUUCUCGACUCACUGAUCCUGAAGAUUACUGAGAAACAUGUGGAGGAUCUGUACAAGAUCAAGGUGUCGAUGAACGAUGCUCGAGAACACCUGAGAUCGAAAAUGACGGAGUUGAGGUGCUGGGCCUCGGCAUUUGUGUCUGAUAAACCCAAGCCUGACGCGGUUGUGCAGGGCCGCAACGGAGACAAGGCAGUCAUGUGUGUGAGCAAGUUGCUUGAUGUUGAGGAACAUGUGUGGUCACCCCUGUACGGGUUGAAAGGCAACAUCGACGCCACUGUACAAGUCACCAUGAAAGAUGGUACCCAACAACGAACUUUGACGGUGCCUUUCGAGGUCAAGACGGGAAAGAAUGCAACAGCCAAUCACCAGGCCCAGACGUCGCUCUACAAUCUGCUCUUGUCGGAUCGCUACGACAUUGAGAUAGCCUAUGGCAUCCUUUACUACAUGGAAACCUCAAAAGUUACCCGCAUCCCGACCAUCCGCCAUGAACUUCGCCACAUGAUCAUGCAGCGGAAUCAGUUGGCCUGCCACGUUCGAGAACGCAGUGUGCAACUUCCACCAAUGAAGCGAAGCACCAAUACUUGUGGCAAUUGCUACGCAAAAGUGUCCUGCUUCAUCUACCACAAACUGGCAGACGAUGGCGAUGUGGAGACAAGUGGCGUGAAGAACAAGUUCGACGAGGUCGUCAAGCACUUGACAACGACACACCAACAGUUUUUCCUGAAAUGGGAAGAUUUGUUGACCAAAGAAGAGAAGGAAAGUCAGAAACUGCGGCGCGAGCUGUGGACGAUGUUGAGCUCAGAGCGUGAAAAGGUCGGUAGAUGUUUUGCCAACGUUCUGAUCGAAGAAGGCUCUGCAUUUGAGGAGAAAGACAGUCCCAAGAUCAACCGCUACAAGUACUCGUUCAUCAAAGACACUCCACCGGCAGGUUUCUCUUUUCUGGAUUCCCAGCUGGCUGUUGGUGAACCCAUCGUAGUCUCGGAUGAGCAAGGGCAUUUUGCUUUGGCACUGGGCUUCGUCACUUCAGUGAGGAAGCAACGAAUCAGUGUAGCUGUGGACCGGCGGCUGCACAAUGCUCGUAUUCGUCGGCCAGGAUUCAAUGAGACGAGCAACCAGGUGUUUGCCAGCAUCAUGGAGGUCGUACCGGAAGGGGCGCCGCCCACAGCAUCACAAGGCAAAAUCAAGAAAUCCCCCAUCCGCUACAGACUCGACAAAGACGAAUUCAGCAAUGGGAUGGCAACCGUCCGCAACAAUCUUGUGCAGAUCAUGGCGAAUGACAUCUUUGGCUCAAGAGAAAUUCGUCGCUUAGUAGUCGAUCUUGCACCGCCAACAUUCAAAGCCGCAUCUACGCAGUACAGUAUCAAUGGUCAGGAAAGCCUCAAUGUUGACCAAAAAAAGGCGAUCGAGAAGGUCAUGAGUGCCAAUGAUUAUGCCUUGGUACUUGGCAUGCCCGGAACUGGUAAAACUACAACCAUAGCACACAUCAUCCGAGCUCUUGUCAGUCAAGGCAAGAGCGUACUCCUAACUUCUUACACGCACUCGGCAGUUGACAAUAUUUUACUGAAGCUCAAAAAGGACAGCAUGCGGAUCCUGCGCCUUGGAGCUCCAGCUAAGGUCCAUCCUGAGGUACAAGACUUUGCCAUCCUGGCAGGGCAGCCAAUGGAUACUUUUGAGCAAAUACAUGAUGCUUGGCACGGAACCCCUAUUGUUGCUACAACAUGCCUAGGUGUAAACCAUCCAGUUUUCAACGAACGAACCUUCGACUACUGCAUUGUCGAUGAGGCAUCACAGAUUACCUUGCCCAUCUGUCUGGGUCCUAUCAGGCUAGCGCGGACGUUCGUCCUCGUCGGAGACCACAAUCAACUACCCCCACUGGUCCAAAACGAAGAUGCCAGAAUAGGAGGCUUGGACAUCAGUCUGUUCAAGCUUCUCUCAGAUACGCACCCGGACUCGGUUGUGAACCUUGAGCAUCAAUACCGUAUGUGUGAGGAUGUCAUGACUCUGAGCAAUACUCUGAUCUAUAAUGGCCGGCUGAAAUGCGGCACUGAAGCCCUUCGCCAUCAGAAGCUGGAGAUUCCCAACAUGGAUGCCGUCCGCCAAAAGCAUUACGACGCCUCGACAAUUGCUCGAUUCAGUACGCCGCGUUCAUUCUGCACAAACUGGACGAAUCCCUCAUGUUGGCUUCGCUCUUUGAUCGACCCCCAAGCCCCGGUUCGUUUCAUCAACACAGACGCCUUGCCUGACGCGCGCGAGGAGGCCAAAGGAAAUCGCAUUGUCAACCCCACCGAGGCUCGCAUCGUGACCCAGCUCGUCGAUGCCUUCCUCUCCGUUGGCGUGCCUGCGUCUGAGAUUGGUGUCAUGACGCAUUAUCGAAGCCAACUUUCUGUGUUGAAGCAUAAUCUACGCGGCCACGGUUCAAAUAUCGAGCUGCACACUGCAGACCGGUUUCAAGGGCGCGAUAAGGAGGUCAUAGUGCUCUCUCUGGUUCGUUCGAACGAGCAGCACAACAUUGGUGAUCUUCUCAAGGAUUGGAGACGCAUCAAUGUCGCAUUCACACGUGCCAAGACGAAGUUGCUUGUGGUCGGCAGCCGCGACACCCUGAGGGGAUGUGGCGAGGACGAGAUGGUGUCGAGGUUCAUCAGGCUGAUGGAGGAGAGGAACUGGGUGUAUGACCUGCCCAGCGACGCCCUGGAGAGCCACUGGUUUGAGGAAGGCGCAACACAAAUUACCGCAACCGGCGAAGGCGCGGUGGUGUCUCAGAGGUCUCAGGAUCUGUCACCAGCCAAGAAGAUUUCGAAGAAGAGCCCGCUCAAGGGUCGUGUCUCUGCAUUCGGGAAGGAGAACAUGAGGCCCGUGCCGUUGAAGAGGGGCAAAGUCACUGAGCGGGCUUUGUUGAAAGGCAAGCCCAUUUUGACGGAUAUUUUUAAUGACAUGAUGAGCAGCCCUGGUGGAUAUUAG
Molecule: messenger RNA, 4944 nt
Organism: Neoarthrinium moseri
Lineage: Eukaryota; Fungi; Ascomycota; Sordariomycetes; Amphisphaeriales; Apiosporaceae
Exons: 4
Coding region: 1-4944 (1647 amino acids)
Biological process (GO): replication fork reversal
Cellular component (GO): cytoplasm
Molecular function (GO): 5'-flap endonuclease activity; single-stranded DNA helicase activity
Source: RefSeq, a predicted model, not a curated record